Messenger RNA from Clarias gariepinus (North African catfish), 1881 nucleotides. RefSeq names its product egl-9 family hypoxia-inducible factor 3 (gene egln3). Gene Ontology annotation, cellular component: nucleus; cytoplasm. The transcript has 5 exons. The record is from RefSeq and is a predicted model, not a curated record. Gene Ontology annotation, molecular function: ferrous iron binding; L-ascorbic acid binding; peptidyl-proline 4-dioxygenase activity. Lineage: Eukaryota; Metazoa; Chordata; Actinopteri; Siluriformes; Clariidae. The coding region runs from base 16 to 933 and encodes 305 amino acids. Gene Ontology annotation, biological process: peptidyl-proline hydroxylation to 4-hydroxy-L-proline; cellular response to hypoxia.
UUACUGUACCGGCAAAUGGCAGAACACAGCUCAGAACAUUUACCCAAACAAGAGCCAUGCUCAACUUCAAAUCGUACCGACUUAACGGAGAAGGAUCCCGGAGUAAGGAGGGUUGAGGACAGGUUCCCGGACACGUGUCGCCAGGGCGCGGAGAGCGCAGGAUCGGUGUGCACUGGAAGCGGGAUGCCUCGCGAGCUCCGCAAACCGCGCAGCAACUGUCCAAAAUCCAAAGAGCGCAUACGACUUAAUACUCACAAACUGGUGUUACAGUACAUCGCACCAUGCAUGAACUCGUACGGUUUAUGUAUAGUAGACAACUUUUUGGGAGAAAAGCUUGGAGACCGAAUUCUACAGGAGGUAAAACGCGUGCACGAGGAUGGGAGAAUGCAGGACGGACAGCUCGCGUGCCAAACUCUGGGCCAAACUAAAGUAAUUCGCGGGGAUAAAAUCGCCUGGGUCGAAGGCAUUGAAACGGGCUGCCACAACAUCGGCAUUCUGCUGGCACGAAUGGACAAGCUUGUCACGUUUGCUAAUGGUAAACUUGGGAGCUACAAAAUCAGAGGCAGACACAAGGCAAUGGUAGCAUGCUAUCCAGGCAAUGGUGCAGGUUAUGUGAAGCAUGUAGAUAAUCCUAAUGCAGAUGGACGAUGUGUCACCUGCAUCUACUACCUGAACAAAAACUGGAAUGCCAAGGACCAUGGAGGAGUUUUGCGCAUUUUUCCUGAAGGAAAAUCAUAUGUCGCUGACAUCGAACCACUGUUCGAUCGACUCCUGCUUUUCUGGUCUGACCGUAGGAACCCUCAUGAAGUACAACCAUCAUUUGCUACUAGGUAUGCAGUCACAGUGUGGUACUUUGAUUCAGAGGAAAGGGCUGAAGCGAAAAGAAGAUUUAGGGACUCAGCAGCCACUUCACAAAGCAGUGCUGUGUCUUAGCAGAAGAGCUUCAGACAGAACUUUGUCCACUGAGAAGAUUUUUGUUUGUGGUGGUGUUUUAGCUCUUUUGCACUUAAGGUACCAGCGCUUCCUCCUCAACCAUGCCUUUAGACUUUUUUUUUUUUUUUUUUGGAAACUUGGACUCCAUGUAACUCUGUCUUGUGUCAAUAUGUUUUAUAACAUGAUGCUUCCAUUAAAAAAACAAAAAUAAUAUAAGUGAAUUUAUAUAAUGUUUAUGUAAGAAGAAUGAAAUAACUAUUCUGUAGUUUUCAGUAGGUAUGGCUGAUGAAUGAAGUUUUGAGAAAUGUUUGUAUCUGAAAUAUUUCCAGAGUCUGGUGUGUCUCAGUUUUGCUAGGUGAAAUAAGCUGUUUUUAUAUAUUUCUUUGCCGAUUAAAAUUAUAACCUUAAAGCAAAUGGUUACUACUGUAGUAAAACUGUCACCAGAUGAUUUGCAUGGCCUGUGACCACUUACAGAGUUGAAAUAAUUUUCCACAGCAAAUACCUGUAGUUUUCUAUUAAAAUGUUUCCGAUACUGGUUUGUGCUUAGGAUUAACACAUUGUGUGUGUGUGUGUGUGCGUGUGCGCGUCAUGUUCUUCUUAUCAGAAUGUAAGUGUUAUACAUUGGUUAUGGUUUGCUACUUUGAAAUUUAAAAUACUAGGAUUUGGCAAACCUUUUACAAAACCGUGUUCCCGACACUAGCAAUUCACAUUGGGUUAUAGGACAGCUCUAGUAGUUAUUAACUAGAAAGUCUGUCUUUUUUUUUUUUUUUAUAAGCAGCUGUGCUGUCUUGAACUAAACAGGCAUUGGAAUGUAAUGUCUAUAAUGAAUGCUUGAAUGAAAGCAGAAUAAUGUAAAAUAAAUUGAAAAUGUUAACCACAUUGAUGAGACUGGCUACAUGUAGAUUUCUUUUCUUUGUGGCUUAUCUGUAAAUAAAGAAGUGAAUCAAU